This is a messenger RNA of Pelodiscus sinensis (Chinese soft-shelled turtle), 1405 nucleotides long. RefSeq names its product lysosomal protein transmembrane 5 (gene LAPTM5). The record is from RefSeq and is a predicted model, not a curated record. Gene Ontology annotation, cellular component: lysosomal membrane. NCBI's taxonomy places the organism in Eukaryota, Metazoa, Chordata, Testudines, Trionychidae.
CUGUAGUGCAGCUGCCUUGGAUUCAACAACCUUAGCUCCACAGUCGAAAGGGAUAAAAAAUGUCUUCCCAGAUGCCCCCAAAAUGUUGCUGCUUCACCAUCAAGACUGGAACCAUUGUCCUCGGAAUCUACCACGUGGUCAUGAGCAUACUGCUCCUGACUGAGUACUCGCUGGAGGUGGCUACUGGGAGCAGUUACUGCAAAGUCCUGGAGAAGGAUUACUACGUAAUCGCGGAUGUCACCACCAGCUUCCUGUUGAUCAUCAUGCUCUUUAUCACCAGCUUCUGUCUUCUCUAUGGAGUGGUGAAGAACAGGGAACGCCUCUUGAUUCCAUUCCUGGCUUUGCAAAUCAUGGAUUUUCUCCUCACCCUCUUCACAAUUUUCAGCUCCUACAUCCAGGUCCCUGAAAUGCUGUCAUUUAUGUCCAUUAGCCAUGUGAAAUCACACACAAAGGUUCCCUUCCUGACCAUGGAAAUACUUGAUUUCUGCCUGAGCAUCUUAACUCUUUGUAGUUCCUACAUGGAGGUCCCAGCCUAUCUCAGCUUCCACUCUGUGAACCAAGAGAGCUUCCUCCCAAGCCGUGAGAAGUUUUCUUCCGAGGAGUAUGCCAAAGUGAUGAUCACCUUCACCAUCACAUUCAUCGCUGUCCUCCUCCUAAAGGCCUACCUGUUCAACUGCGUCUUGAGAUGCUACAAGCACCUUAAAGCCAGCAAGAGAGAGGAGGUGAAAGUCUUGCCGGAGUUUGCUGAGAAGGCCGUGCUGCCCUCCUACGAGGAAGCCUUAGAACUGCCCUGCAAGGAGUCGCCACCACCCUACUCAGGAGUCUGAGCCUCACGCGCGGAGAUGGGACGACCGCUCUGCUGCUGUGAAUGCUGCGUAGCUUUCCUUCCGUACCCGGCUGAGCUCGGCUUCACUGGCCUCGCUUGGUCGUGGCGAGAGCGUGUCCCUCGUUUGCACCAAGCUCACUCUGCUCCAAUGGGCCUGGCGCACAGAGCAACCUCUUGCUGCUGUCAAAAUGUACGUGCAGGGUCUGAUUCUCCCCUCCUGCUGGUUUCACCCCAGCACAGCUCGGUUUGCUUCCGGGGCCCCUCUCCUGAGUCACAGCGCUCUGGCUGAGAGGAGAAUGGGAGCCACAGAGCAGGCAGGAGCUGAGCGAGCACAGUUCUGAGAGAUGCUUAGGUACCCGGCAGCCCUAAGGGAAAAGCCAAAGGGCAGGUGACCCCAAAUGAGCUGCAGAGCGGUGCUCAGCUUGUCUGUGUAUGGAACUGAGUAACUGUGCGCGCUGCCCUUAGAGGGGUUGGGGCCAUUACGUCCUGCCCGGCUGUUGUGCACUGCCAAGUGUUUGUGGUUUUGCUUUUCAUGUGUGAUUGGAACAACGAGUUUCAAUAAAACGCAGAUGGCUUCAG